AUGACAUGUAUAUUGUUACACAAUUUUUUGAGAAGGAGCAAUACUUCUCGGAAUUUCUACACCCCUAAUGGCACAGCAGACAGUUAUGUUAAUGGCGAGUUACUUCGAGGUGGAUCCUGGAGAUCUACCGAUAGAGGGACAGGUAUUACUCCAUUGAAAGGUGUACCUCGUAGAAGUACAGAGAAUGCUCUAGAAACGAGGGUGUUAAUUCGCCGCAAAAAGAAAACAUGCACUCUUGAUCGCUGCUCCGGGCAAACUGAUCGCGCGGCCAAUGUUGUGGUUGGUGCGCCAAGCUUGCGACAAGUGCCCUUUGAUGUUGCCGACACCGCGCGGCAAGCUCGCAAGCGCGCCGGCCGACGUUCAAAUACCUACCACCAAUGCGCCAACGCCCGUUCUACACAUUGGGGCAAGUGGCUGGGACAGCGCGCUUGCCAACGCGUUGGCCUAUGUGUAGUGCCGGCAUAA
Arctia plantaginis is the source of this 465-nucleotide messenger RNA. Lineage: Eukaryota; Metazoa; Arthropoda; Insecta; Lepidoptera; Erebidae. The record is from the annotation of a GenBank genome assembly.